AUGAAAUUCUUCCUCUUCGCUUGCGCCCUAUUCAUCGCUGGAGCUUCGGCUCUCCCUCGAGGGCAAGAAGUCGCCGGGUCGUCUCUCAUAACCAACGACAAGUUGGCCAGAGCUGUCGAAAGGCUGCGCCGGGCCAUCGUAAACGACGGAUUGGACCCACUCGUCUUGGAGUCUUACGAAAGGAACUACUACCUCCCCCUUUUCAGAAAUGUCCGCCUCUUCAUUGACCAGCUCGUCUUCUCUGGCGCCAGCGACAUCGUGGUCCACAGAUUGAAUUACAUCAGGCCUUUCUCCAUCUCUUUCGAUCUGGAGCUCCCACAACUAGUCUUGGAAGCCAGUGAUGUCGUGGUCUCCUCCGAUCUCUUCGGUAAACUUGGUGAAACCAGGUUCAGCGGUCGUGUCGCAGUCUCGGGAGUUCGUCUUUCAGGUAGAAUUGGAAUCAGCUUCAUGGUGGAAGGAGGAAGAUUGGUCACCUCCCCCUCUAGCAGUUUCAGAGUUGGAGGCAUCAACGCCGACGUGAACCUUAAUGUCUUGGGAAGCGAUGUGUCAGCCGCCGCUAACAACAACUUGAACGUACGAGUUCCUCAGCUACUUGAGAAGAACAAGGACGCCAUCAACCGAUUCAUCAAUGGAGUCUUGAGGAUCUACGGCGACUUCCUUUUGGGCGACUACACAGUUUCCGACUUGUAG
Molecule: messenger RNA, 690 nt
Organism: Leptosia nina
Lineage: Eukaryota; Metazoa; Arthropoda; Insecta; Lepidoptera; Pieridae
Source: the annotation of a GenBank genome assembly